ACUUCAAAGCGAAAAGUCACUAAAAAGAAAAACAUAACCUCAAAAUAAAGACACAGUCCAUGGUGGCUAUUCACACGUGCGAGCAAGAUGCAAAACGGAAAGAAAUUUACGGAAACCGCAGAUUUUCACGAAUACGAAAUUCGAUUAACGCAAAGAUUACAAAACAAUAAUGAUAUGUUGCGAAGAAAAGCCCUUAAAGAAGUCGAUAAGUGGUUAAAAAUUCGCAUGGACGCUGGAGGAGGUUCGUUAAAACCUGAAGCAUUUGUACUAUGGAAAGGGUUAUUUUAUGCUUUAUGGAUGGCCGAUAAGCCUUUAGUACAGGAAGAAAUAGCCCAAAGGAUAUCGUCGUUUGUAAAUUUAUCUAGCCCUACAAGAUCGAUUGAAUUUUUUAAGUACGGAUUAAAUAUUUUAUGUUGUGAAUGGUUCGGAAUCGAUCAAUUGAGGUUAGAUAAAUUCCUCAUGUUUGUGAGGAGAUUCUUAAGAAAUGGAUUGAUUGUUAUUAAGAACGCCAAAUACGAUAACAAGUUGAUUUUAUUGUUUAACGAAGCACUUUUGGAUACGGUUUUAAACGAAAAAUUAAUUGUCAAGCAUAAUUGUAUGGGAUUAACAUUGCAUGUAAUUGAAAUUUUCUUGGAGGAAUUAGCAAAAGUGUCUGAGGGAAAAUUACAGCCACAUUUAGUACCAGUUUUUAUAAAGCCGUUUGUGGAAUUUUUAGCUCAUUCAAGUGAUGGAAGAUUCAUGUCGAGUAUUAAAAAGAAUAUAUUUAGGUAUCUUUUGGAACAGUCCAACGCCGGACAGGAUUAUCAAGCUAAAUUUAACGCGUGGAGUCAGUUGGGUUAUCCAGGAGGAAGUAUAAAUGCGAUGAAAAAAAUUGAGGUGCCUUGUAGCGAAAACGGUUUUAAUGAUAAAGACGGAAAAAAUGAAUUAAUUUUGGAUCCUAGGGCGGGAAGAGUCGAUGUUAUUUUGCCACAAAUUCGAUUUAAACCAAAACAAAUCUGCGAAAUGGUCGAGCAAUAUAGAUUUGGAAAAGGAACCAACAGCAAAUCAAGACGAUCUAUUGUGGAUAUAUUGCAUUUGUUUGAGAAAAUGUCUCAUGGAAGUUAUCCUUUGGGUAUUAAAAAAGUGGAUACUCCAAAAGACGACGGGUAUUCAAUGAAGUUAAAGAACGCAGUAAACCGUUUAGUGAAAUUUGAGAAAAAAAUUAAAACGAAAAAAAGGAAAUUAAGCGAAGAAAUUAAUAAAGAUGAUAACUUGAAAAUAAAAAGAUUAAAAUUAGAAAAAAAAUCUACGACAUUAAAACAAAAACCAAAUAAACCUAAAAAAGAAUCAUCAAUAAUCGAAUUUAACCCCCCAAAUUACGAUUUUUCUUUCGAACGCCCCUCUGGGACUUGGUAUGUUUCAAAUUUAAGCGAAUCAGAAGAAAACGAUGAAGAUAAAAAUGAAAAGAAUCAAUUAUUUUCUGAAACUAAAUGGGAUACAUCAAAUGAUGAAAAAAAGUCACCUAACGUGAUUAUUCACUCAAUGGUUGUGCUAAAAAAUCCAAAUCCAAUAAGUUCCACACCAAAAUCGUCCCAAAAAUCGAAACAAUUAUCAUCACCGGGUGUUAAAAAAGUCAAAAUUGAUUUAAAAUUAAAUCGUAGUCAAGAAAUUCACGAACAUGUCAAACAGGUUAAAAGUUCGCCCGGAAUUCCUUUUGAUGCGACACGAAAACCAUCUAAGCCGUUAUUAAAAACGAGAUUUACAACACCAAUUGAUCCAUUUUAUGUUUCAAAUAAUUAAUUUUUUUAUUGUCUUUAUAAGGAUAAAUAAAAUCAGUUUCAUUUUA
This is a messenger RNA of Onthophagus taurus, 1825 nucleotides long. NCBI's taxonomy places the organism in Eukaryota, Metazoa, Arthropoda, Insecta, Coleoptera, Scarabaeidae. The record is from RefSeq and is a predicted model, not a curated record.